GCGACCGACCCCCCCAUGCUGCGCUGCCACAUCCCGCCGCAAUGCGGCCCGGCCCCGCUCGGCCGCCGCGGCCUGCCCCGGGCGUCGGCGGCGGUGCGCUGCGCCGCGCGGGCCCCGUCGCGGGGGACCGUGGCGGCGGCGGCGCAGGUCGCGGCGGCGGUGGCCACGGCCGAGGGGCGCGAGGGGGUGGAGCGGCCCGGCCUGGCGGAGCGGCUGCGGAUGGGGAGCCUCCUCGAGGACGGCCUCUCCUACAAGGAGAGCUUCAUCGUGCGCUGCUACGAGGUCGGCAUCAACAAGACCGCCACCGUCGAGACCAUCGCCAACCUCCUCCAGGAGGUAGGGUGUAAUCAUGCACAAAGCGUUGGGUUCUCCACCGACGGUUUUGCCACGACUACAACAAUGAGAGAACUUGGACUCAUUUGGGUCACAAAUAGGAUGCACAUUGAGAUCUACAAAUACCCUGCUUGGGGUGAUGUUGUUGAGAUUGAAACAUGGUGCCAAGCUGAUGGAAAGAUCGGUACUCGGCGUGAUUGGAUCCUUAAGGACUUAGCUAAUGGUGAAGUUAUUGGAAGAGCUACCAGCAAGUGGGUCAUGAUGAACCAAAAUACACGCAGACUUCAAAGAGUCAGUGACGAAGUCAGGGAUGAGGUGUUUAUCCACUGUCCAAAGAGUCCAAGAUUAGCAUUCCCUGAGGAAAAUAAUGGCAGUCUGAAGAAGAUUCCUGUUCUAACAGAUCCUGCACAGCACUCGAGGCUCGGUCUAGUGCCUAGAAGAGCUGAUCUGGACAUGAACCAACAUGUCAAUAAUGUCACUUACAUUGGUUGGGUCCUCGAAAGCAUACCUCAAGAUAUUAUUGAUACCCACGAGUUGCAAACAAUCACUCUUGACUACAGAAGAGAAUGCCAGCAUGAUGACAUAGUCGAUUCUCUCACCUAUAUAGAGGAAGGGGAUGAGAUAAAUUCUAAUGGAUCUCUGUUUUCAGCGCCGCACCCAGAAGAGCAGCGCCAGUUCUUGCACUGCUUGAGAUUUGCUGGGGCUGGGGAUGAGAUCAACCGUGGUCGCACCGUGUGGAGGAAACUAGCUAGAUAGAAAGUGAUGUGUAUUUGCUCAUAUGUAUUGUGCUGUUCCAUUUGUUUUACCGUUUUGCUCUUUGCGACCGGCGCCGCAUCACGAGAGAAUCAACUGUACCCGGAAUUUUGUGAUUACGUUUGUGACCUGUGUAACAAUCAAUGCCAAUCUGUGGCAAAUGUUGGACCUCAGAGCUGGUGUUCAUCCAUUUUGGACUAUGCAAUAUAUGUAUGUAUACAAGACUGCAAGAGGUCCAUCGA
Messenger RNA from Aegilops tauschii subsp. strangulata, 1328 nucleotides. Its product is annotated as oleoyl-acyl carrier protein thioesterase 1, chloroplastic. NCBI's taxonomy places the organism in Eukaryota, Viridiplantae, Streptophyta, Magnoliopsida, Poales, Poaceae. Gene Ontology annotation, biological process: fatty acid biosynthetic process. The record is from RefSeq and is a predicted model, not a curated record. Gene Ontology annotation, molecular function: acyl carrier activity; fatty acyl-[ACP] hydrolase activity.